AUGGCUGCCUAUGAACCAGGAAGAAGCGGGGCACCCUCGAGGCCGCCCAGCUACCGCGAGCCCAGCACCGCCGCCUGCACACAGCCCCCGCGCAGCCCCCAGCUGCGACGCGCCGGGGCCGAGAACGCGGCGCUGCUCCGGAGCAGCGAGCCUGGACGCAGCUCGGCCCGCCGCUCGAGCGCGCCAGGACUCGCGGACUUUCCCCGGAGGGGCGCUCUCGGUUCCGGUCCCGCCUGCGGUUCUCCCACGCCCCCAGGGGACCCGCUGAUCCGAGCGGAGUUCUCGUGGCCGCGCCCCCUCGUGGCCCCCACAGGCCCCCUGGUGCGCCCCCAGGGCCUCGUGCCCGCCCGCCGCAGGUUCUGGCGCUGGCGGGAGAGAGACGCCUCUUCCCGGCGCGCCUGUCUCUCUAUCGAUUCACUUCAGACUGGACAGAUGCUGAGCUUGCCCGCCGAGCUCGGCGGCAACAACUUAGAACUGGCGGAGCCCGCGACAGCCGCGGCCCGCGGCGACAUGGGCCCCCAGCCCGAGGCGGCUACAGAAGGCUCCGCACCUUUAGCCACUCGGGAGCCGGAGCCGGGGCCGGAGGAGCAGCCUCCGAGUCCCUCGACGCCCGAGUGCAAAGUCCUGCUCCAGCAGGCUGACGCCCUGGCGUCGGGGGGGCGUCUCCGGGAAGCCUUCGAGGUGUACAGACAGCUCUCCGAGCGGCAGCAGCUGGUGGCCGAGCAGCUGGAACAACUGGUGCGCUGCCUGGCCCAGAACGUCCCUCCAGGCGAGGCGCUGCCGCCGGCGCCCGCGGACAGGAGCGGUGCGGCGAGCCGUGAGGCUGCGGCGGAAGAGGCAGGGGCGCCAGCGGCCGCCACGGCCACCGAGGUGUGGGACGGCUUCAAGUGCCGGAAGUGCCAUGGGUUUCUGUCAGACCCCGUGUCCUUGUCGUGCGGCCACACCUUCUGUAAACUGUGCCUGGAACGCGGCCGGGCAGCCGACCGGCGCUGCGCCCUGUGCGGGGUCAAGCUCUCGGCGUUGAUGGUGGCCGCCGGGAGGGCGCGCGGGGUCCGGCGAGUCGGGCAGCAGGCGGCGGUGGCGGCCGCGCCGCCGGCCCCGCCGCAGCCGCCGCCGCCGCCGCUGCGGGUCAACGUGGUGCUCAGCGGCCUCCUGGGCAAGUUGUUCCCCGGCCCCGCACGGGCGUCGCAACUCCGGCACGAGGGCAACCGGCUGUACCGCGAGCGCCAGGUGGAGGCGGCGUUGCUCAAGUACAACGAGGCGGUUCGCCUGGCUCCAAAUGACCACUUGCUUUAUAGCAACCGGUCUCAAAUUUAUUUCACCUUGGAGUCUCAUGAGGACGCACUGCAUGAUGCAGAAAUAGCAUGUAAGCUCCGCCCAAUGGGUUUUAAGGCACACUUCAGAAAAGCACAAGCCUUAGCCACCUUAGGCAAGGUGGAGGAAGCACUAAGGGAGUUUCUAUAUUGUGUGUCCCUCGAUGGAAAGAACAAAAGAGCAAGAUCUGAAGCCCAGAGGGAAAAGCCGGAGCUCCCACACUGUUCUAGUCAGGAGGAAGCGGCGGCGGGGGGAGACCACAGCAGCCUGGCAAACCCAGUUAAAGUAGAGGGGGAGGGGCAGCGAGGCGACCAGAAAGGCCAGGCAAGAGACAAGGAGAAGGGGGACGCUGCCUCCGCCAAGGCUGGCAAGUGCCAGGAAAAGAAAAGGAAGCAUUGUCAAAUUGGAACCCAAGACCCAGAGGUGCCUACUAAAGCCUUGAAGCCAGAUCCUCCGGCUGAGCAGCGGGCCGAGGCUGCUGUCAGUGUUCCACUGCCAUCCUCUGUGGAUGCGUCUGACCUUGAGUGUGCCCUAUGUAUGAGAUUAUUCUAUGAGCCAGUCACCACACCUUGUGGGCAUACAUUUUGUUUAAAAUGCCUUGAAAGAUGCCUAGACCACAACGCCAAGUGUCCGUUGUGCAAAGACGGUCUCGCACAGUGCUUGGCAUCCAGAAAAUAUAGCAAAAAUGUCAUAAUGGAAGAGCUAAUAGCUAAAUUCCUUCCAGAAGAACUCAAGGAACGAAGGCGGCUUUAUGAAGAAGAAAUGGAAGAACUUUCUAACUUAAAUAAGAACGUGCCUAUUUUCGUGUGUACUAUGGCCUACCCCACCGUUCCUUGUCCUCUGCACAUCUUUGAGCCUUGUUACCGUCUGAUGAUUCGUAGAUGCAUUGAGACAGGCACAAGGCAGUUUGGCAUGUGCCUUGGAGAUACUGUCAAAGGGUUCGCGGAAUACGGCUGCAUCCUGGAGAUCAGAAAUGUUCAAUUCUUUGCUGAUGGCCGCUCAGUGGUGGACAGCAUAGGCAAGAGGCGCUUUAAGGUCCUCCAUCAGGGCCAUCGAGAUGGUUACAAUACAGCCGACAUUGAAUACAUUGAAGACCAAAAGGUUCAAGGAGACGAUUAUGCUGAGCUCAUGGGAUUACAUAAUUGUGUCUAUGAGCAAGCGUCAUCAUGGUUUCAUUCGCUCAAAUCAUCUCUGAAGAAUCGGAUACUCAGUCACUUUGGUCCAAUGCCAGAGAAAGAUGCUGAUCCCCAGGUUAACCCAAAUGGUCCAGCCUGGUGCUGGUGGACGUUAGCGGUUCUUCCAUUGGAAAGCCGAGCUCAGCUCCCAUUCCUUGCAAUGAGGUCCUUAAAGGAUAGACUGAACGGUAUUCGGCGAGUCCUGGCCUUUAUAUCCCGAAACCAAAACUAG
Molecule: messenger RNA, 2721 nt
Organism: Odobenus rosmarus divergens (Pacific walrus)
Lineage: Eukaryota; Metazoa; Chordata; Mammalia; Carnivora; Odobenidae
Gene: LONRF3
Product: LON peptidase N-terminal domain and ring finger 3
Exons: 13
Coding region: 1-2721 (906 amino acids)
Molecular function (GO): protein binding
Source: RefSeq, a predicted model, not a curated record